Molecule: messenger RNA, 1709 nt
Organism: Vidua macroura (Pin-tailed whydah)
Lineage: Eukaryota; Metazoa; Chordata; Aves; Passeriformes; Viduidae
Gene: EVA1B
Product: eva-1 homolog B
Exons: 4
Coding region: 67-669 (200 amino acids)
Source: RefSeq, a predicted model, not a curated record
CAUUGGCUCCGGCGGGAGCGCUGACCGCCAGCCGCCUCCGAACUAUUUCCUGUUGCUGCAGCGUUAAUGCUAAACAGACCUUGCUCUCUCUUCCCUCGCUCCAGCCAAAGUGCAGCGGCUCCGCCGCCGCCGCCUUCCCACCCGGAUGCCCAGCGCGUGCCAUCCCUGGAGCCGCUGAGAACUGCCGGGCACAGCAUGGAGAGUCGCCGGAGGGACAUGGAGCUGCUCAGCAACAGCAUGGCCGCGUACGCCCACAUCCGAGCCAACCCCGAGAGCUUCGGGCUCUACUUCGUGCUGGGCGUCUGCUUCGGGCUGGUGCUCACCCUGUGCCUGCUGGUGCUGCGCUUGUCCUGCCGGGCCUCCCCGCGGCCCCCGGCGCGCCCCGGCGACCUCAGCGAGGACGACGACGACGAGGACGAGGACGAAGAGGACACCGUCGACCGCGCAGCGUCUGAGUCGCUGCUGCCGGUGACCGAGAUCCCGCUGGAGAGCCACGGCCCCGGGGACGGGGCGCUGGCCGUGAACGUGUUCGCGUCGGCCGAGGAGCUGGAGCGGGCGCAGCGGCUGGAGGAGCGGGAGCGCAUCAUCCGCGAGAUCUGGCGCAACGGGCAGCCCGACAUCCUGGGAUCCGGCACCAUCGGCACCCUGGGCCGCGUCCACUACUACUGAGCCCGGCAGCUGCGCUGGCACGGUGUCUGCUCCCCCACGGCUGAUCCCACACCGUGCCAGGAGGGACAGGGGGGCUGCUCGCUGCCCCUGAGCUGGCAGAGCUGCCUUGGACUGUCCCUGCACCACGGAGAGCCAGACCCCGGGGUCACGGGCACCCCCGGGGCUGGACUUGCCCCCACCACGGUGGGACACGAUGCACUUUGAGCCAUUGGUACGACGGCUGGCACCAGCCGAGCAGCGCCGGGACGCGCGGGGACAGGGACAGGGACAGGGACAGGGCAGCCCUCGCUGCCCGGCUCAGCCGGGAUCUGGUGAGGGUUUCACCCCAUGGGCAGGGCCGGGCUGUACCCCCGUGUGAGCCGUGGGCUCCUGCCACUCAAACAUGGUGCUGUUGUACGAACUAGAGCCCAGCGUGGCGGGUCCGGCGUUUUGGGGGCCCUGGACACAGCGACGGUCUCGGCCCCCCCCCCCCCAAAGCCAAUUCCUUUCCCGGCCCCUCUAAAAUUAGCCGGGUCUUUUCCGGCGCCGCCCACCGUGACCCAACGCCCUGCGGCCGGACCAAGGCGGAUGUUCCCGCUGGACUCUGGGCCGGCCGCUGCUCCCCAGGGAUGCGGCAGCUCCCGCCGGGCUGAGCCGCAUCCUGCCCCAUCCCAGCCCAGCCCGGCCCCGCGGGGUGCCGGGCCCCGCUGCCCCCUCCCCGGCAGUUUUAUAAAAAUAGCUCCUUCCCAGGCUGGUUCCCCCCCGCCGCCAGUGCCAGCAGGAUCCAGAUGUUUUCCAGAUGUUCUCCAGUGGCUGGAGGCCAGGAUGUGCUGGGGCUGGGGCUGGAGCUGGCCUGGGAAACUGUGCGGGGGUGGAGGAGGAGGGGGAGGAGGAGGAGGCCCUGCCCCAAUCCAGCCACGGGCCCUGGAGGGACCCCUUGUGCCAUGGUGGGACCUUUUGUGCCUGGCAGGACCAGCCCGGGCCUUCAGGGGCAUGGCAGCCAACAGCCCUGAGCCCCCACACAGCACUCUGUACCCAAAAUAGUUUAUUUCAACAAUUUC